Cuscuta campestris is the source of this 2419-nucleotide messenger RNA. The record is from the annotation of a GenBank genome assembly. Lineage: Eukaryota; Viridiplantae; Streptophyta; Magnoliopsida; Solanales; Convolvulaceae.
CUGCCCAAUGGCACGCAGGCCUCAACAAAAAGAAAGUAAUCCACAUUUUGAUUUCCGUCCUCAUCUUCCUCGCAAUUUCAACGUGCACUGACCAAAGUGAAAGGCAGAGCUUGAUUGCCCGCUCCAAGAUACAGGCCAAAAAAGCUCUACACCCAAACCAAGUGAGUCCAGACGUGCUACCCAAGUGUUGUACAGUCGAGUCCAAAGCAAGUCCAAAGAGCUCCAUGGCCGGGCAUGCUCCAUUGUAUCCACACUACGAUCACCCCCCUAUCUGUUGUCCUAGUGAAACUGGGACGACGAAGGCUAUGUUCUGAGUUCACGAUGUCGUCCACCCUCGCCAAGGAAGACAACAAAGUGCCAAGAUCACCAGAGAAAGCUCUGACCAUUCAAGACGGCAUAAAAUGAUUGGCAAUCAUCCUCCAACUGACCGGGUAAGAGUAUCGCUAGGAUGUCCACAACAAGAGAACAAGAACCAGCGAGAUCCUCCAUCAUUCGUACCAAAACUACCCCAUCAUCAACAGCGCCACUCAAGCGAAUGUCGUGGACAUCAAAAACAGGCAUGAUCCAUAAACAAGGACCAGGAAGUUGCCCUUAGAAUCCCCUAAGCAGUAGGGAAAGCCACAGUAAGGGGGGACCCCAAGGCUCCAAGAACAAGUGGCUAAGGACCAACCGUCCAUCACAACUUCUCCCAAAAGCAAUAACCAAUUUUAGCCCUCCACAGCCCAAAGUCAGUCUACAACAACCCAAAUUCAGCAGCUCCACCUCAAUUGGUACCAACCAAAAUCAGCAGCUCCACCAUGUUCAGCCCAUACACAAAAUAGAACCAAAUUCCAGGGGAAUGCAGUUACGAUAUUGCAUUACUGCCCAGGUCAAUGGCAACAGGAAAGCCACUGUCCAGGUAGCACCCAUAAUCACCAAUAAUGAAGCAAAGUCCAUACCAAGGUUGACCAGGCAGUCCUACCAGCAGGCGCAGUCAUACCCAAGGCACAAACAAGGCACAAGGUUACUAGCUCCCUCCCCAACAUCAACUUCCACACAACACAACUGUCAAGGGUUCAAAUCAGUCCCUACCUCAUGCAAAUGAGGUAAGGUAUGACAAAGUUGAGUCUUCAGGAGGUUGAGGGAGAGGUGGAACUUUCACGAAGACCAUUAUACCAGGGUAGAUGUUCCAACAUCAAGGCACAACCCAGAACUCACGAAUUAGCAGCAAAGGAUCAACAAAAUCAGCCCAAAAUCAGCAGUUUACUGGCCAAGUUAUUAAUGGGCAGGAAGCCUGUAAUCCAGCCCCUGGAAGUGGCCAGACCUGCGCAAAUGCCAGCCCAAAACCUGCCCAAUAGACUAUAUUGUUCCAUAAACCAAAACAGCCCUGCAAAAUGGUCAUUUCAAUCAUGAAACCCAAUCCAUCACCCAGCCAUUCAUGUGGCAAUUGAGCAUAGUCCAAAGCAGUCCCACAACUUCUCAACAGCAAAAAACAUCAACAACAGAAAUUGACAAAGCGAAAACCCCUUAGAAACCCAAAACAGCAGUGCAAAUGCUUUUGAGCUCCAUUUCCUCGUGCGUCACAUCUCCAGAUAUUCAAACACAGUGGUACCAAAAACUGGAAAUGCUUCCCAAUUCCAGUCCCAAUUCACGUCCAAAAAUGCAGCAGCAUCAAACAAAAGCAGCUCCAAGCAUUGGGCUGCUGGUACGUACUCAUAUAGCAACACCAAAAACAAAAAUGGAAAACCACAAACAGCAGGUGGUUGGUUCCAAAAUCAUACCCCACAGAGAAAUAAAUAAUAAUUCACAAGUAGUUAUCAAAAAUUGAUCAAAAAUUUGAUACAAUUCGAAGACCCCAGUAGCUCUGUGAACAGUGACUACGAUUCCCAAAUGCCAAAAUUCAAAGUGAAAAUCAAAUGGUGUUGAAAUCCAACUUCAUAAGAUGGAAGAGGAUUACAAACCGCUCAAAAAAACCAGAAGAGUAGUCACCAAAAUGCUCUGGAUCGAAGUGAACCCAUGAGACAAAAAUCGCGAUUUGAACAGUACCAGGCACCCCGUUGACCUUCGUUUUUCCAGAAAUUCAUGACCAAAAUCAGCAAAAUAACCUCAUAGAUAGAUUCACCAGCUGAAGGCGCAUCCAAGGCUCCAAAAAUCACAAGAGCGGAGCUUCAAUCGAUGGAGGAAGAGAGGAUCUUCAACUCGCGGUACUGUUCACUUCGGGUUCUAGAGAGAGAAACCCCAGCUCCAUUGAUUAUUAUUGAUAGCUCUUACAGUACUGUUCAACUCGCGGUCCUGUUCACUUCAGGUUCAUAGAGAGAGAAACCCCAGCCUCCAUUGAUUAUUCCCAUAGGUUCCAUGUUUCAAUCGCAUGUGGUUAAUACUUCGUAUAAUAGUUUUGGUAUAGCUCUGAUUUAUAUAUGCGCAAUAUGGGGGGUUGGGU